CUUCCAUUUUGUGUCGGUACGUUUCCGGGUUUCCGAGAAGGCACCGAUAAAACGGUGUCAGCGGCGAGUAUGGCAAUGCUCGCAAGUCAGGAGUGCGGGUAAAGUUUUCCGUAGCUACCUGGAAACUAUUAAAAGUGACUCUCAAACGCUUCGUUUUCGCAAAGAAGUCUUGCAACGUAACUUACAGGCAGCCGGACUGCGCUGACACUGACAGCUGGGAAGUAAACAGCUCGAUGCUAACAAGCUAACUGCGGCUAGCUCCGCUGUAUAACCGCCGCGAGCCGAGCUAGGUAACUUUAACCGUCGACAGCGAGCUAACGUUAGCCGGCUAACCUGUUUUUUUUUUUUUUUGGUGGCGUUAAGUUACAUCACCAGGACUUGCCAGCACCCUAACCCAACCUACUGCACCGACGGAAGGAUUCGCCACAGCGGCACUUUCCAUUCAUGUUGUUUUGGAGGACGAGACUACUGUCUUUAGAUAUUUUAUUAUCUAUAGAUUAUUAUUAUUAUCAAACGUCCUGUUCUUCGAACCAGGGAGUUGGCGUGUGUCGUCUCAGCUGAGACGGUGAAGUCACCGGUCCUUUUCCCCCCACCCACUCACCGAGCGGUGCCAACAGAGGGACAGGAUGCCUAUUCCUCCCCCUCCCCCUCCUCCACCAGGACCCCCGCCUCCCCCCACCUUCCAUCAGGCGAACACGACUCCUCCCAAACUGAGUUCAUCUGGGAAUAAAGGGCGAGGAGCACUGCUCUCGGACAUCCACAAAGGGGCCAAACUAAAGAAGGUCACCGCGAUCAACGACCGGAGCAGUCCGAUUAUAGAGAAAGCAGGAGGUGGAGGAAGCGGAGGUGGAGGAAGCGGAGGAGGUGGUUUUGGAGGCGGAGCUCCAAUGGGAAUGGGAGGCCUUUUCCAAGGAGGUGUGCCAAAAUUACGCCCAGUUGGAGAUGGUCCAUCGGGCGGUACGGUGGGCAGAUCGGCCCUGCGGCCCCCAGGGUCCCGGCCCGCGGCCCCUCGCCCCAGGCCGCUCCCCGUCCCCCUCCCCGGCCAACAAGCCCUCUCCGCCGGAGCACCAGCGCUCCCACCGCCCAUCGCUGCCCGACAUCUCCCGCUCCUCCUCCUCCAGCAGCGGCGGCGGCGGCUCCUCGGCAGGCAGCGGGAUGAAGCACAGCACCUCCGCCCCCCCGCCCCCUUCAACCGAGGAGGCCGUAGCAACGCUCCUCCUACCCCGACUCAGAAGGCCCACGCUCCACCUUCCUCAUCCCACAGCAGAGAGAACGCUAGAGAGAAGCCCCUCCCACCGAUGCCCAGCAGAGGCCCGACCCCUCCCAGCUCCGUGAAGCCGCCUCCGUCUUCCAGCAGGCCGCAAACGGGUGGCUCCUCGGCUCCUCCCCCUCCUCCUCCCCCCUACAGGUCUCACGCAUCGGGCAACGUCUCCAACGGGGCGUCCAGCGUAGACGGGGCCGGGGCUCCGGAGCUGCCACAGAGGCACAACUCCCUGCACAAAAAACACACCUCGGGAGGAGGCAGCCAAGUACGAAGCCAAGCUCCUCCCCCUCCUCCCUCUCCCUCUCCCUCCUCCUCCUCCUCCCAGCAGGGCAGCAGACCCCCACCACCCGCCAGAGAGCCACCUGGACGCAGAACAGCCCCCCAGGUGCCGCCCUCCGUGUCUCGUAAUGGCAGUCGGGACGCCCCUCCUCCCCCUCCCCCGUACCGUGGCCACAGCUCCGCGGUGUCGGAGUCCCUCAGCCGAGUGGGUAAACCACCUCCACCUCUCUCCUCCUCUUCCUCCUCCGUCUCGUCAUCCUCCUCCACCCGAACCCCGGCUGGACCCCCUCCGCCGCCGCCGCCGAUCCGGAACGGCCACUCCUCCAUCUCCUCCUCCAAGUCCAUCGUAGAUGAUUUUGAAUCCAAGUUUAACUUCCACCCUAUUGAAGAUCUUCCACCUCCAGAGGAGUACAGGCAUUUCAACAAGAUCUACCCCAGCAAAAACAGCAAGGGCGUGAUGCGAGGAGCUCCUCCUGCCCCCCCGGUGGGGAGGUGAACGGACCCUCGGCUCAGGACUUUAACUCUCAGUCAGCCGACUCGAACCACGGACGGUUUGGCAGAGAGAGAGAGAGAGUGGUGAAGAAGCACUCAAAUCACACAACACACACACACUACACACACACACUAACACUAAAACCACCAGCUGGAAGCACAAAGUAAACACUACGACGGCACGCGGGCUCGACACGACUCGCCGAUCACCUUCUGUCUUUGCACGAGAGAACAAAUCAACCACUCGGAGGUCCGAACCGGGCGCUCUGACCUCCAAUCACCUCGACUUCCCCUCUGCUGCCGGGACGCAGAGGCUUCUGGUCAACAAACAUAUCAGGACCAAACUCCGAACACUUCCAAAAUCAUCUGUGCAUUCCACCUUUCUUUCCUUUUUUUUUUUUUUUUUUUUUU
Messenger RNA from Perca flavescens (yellow perch), 2446 nucleotides. It is a transcript of the gene wipf2a, whose product is annotated as WAS/WASL interacting protein family, member 2a. The record is from RefSeq and is a predicted model, not a curated record. Gene Ontology annotation, molecular function: actin binding. Lineage: Eukaryota; Metazoa; Chordata; Actinopteri; Perciformes; Percidae.